Molecule: messenger RNA, 4893 nt
Organism: Xylona heveae TC161
Lineage: Eukaryota; Fungi; Ascomycota; Xylonomycetes; Xylonales; Xylonaceae
Product: P-loop containing nucleoside triphosphate hydrolase protein
Exons: 8
Coding region: 145-4521 (1458 amino acids)
Biological process (GO): transmembrane transport
Cellular component (GO): membrane
Molecular function (GO): ATP hydrolysis activity; ATP binding; ABC-type transporter activity
Source: RefSeq, a predicted model, not a curated record
CAUUGUUGAUGACAAAUUUAUUAAGAAAUGCGAGUUUGCACGAUUAAGCUGUGACUUUUUCUUUUUUUUUAUGCCCUUCAGUCUGCUGUGAUUUGCUAUACUUCAUUCAACAGUCUUUUGUUUGCGCUAUGAUCCAAGGAAAGCAUGACAAGACCACUUGAAGAUGCGGCCCAUGCCGCAAACAAUCUGGCUUCGACUGAGGCUGUUGCCCCAGAGCCUUUGCUCUCUGUGAAAAUUGAGCAACCACCGGCAGAAACGGACCUUUCAAAAAACUUUAAUCAAUCGGAAAACGAGGCACCGAGUAGUGCUUCCGUGUCAUCUAAAGAUGGCGAGACGGUACCAGAAAAGGUGUCGCAAGCUGCGGCAAACCCUGAUAAGAAAUGGUACAAGAGGAUCAACCCUCUGAAGAGAAGUAGCAAGCCAGCUGUUCCUCAAGAAAGAAUAGUUUCAAGGGAACAUGGCGCCGGCUUCUUUAGCCGGCUAACCUUCCAAUGGAUGAGUCCAAUUAUGGCGGUUGGUUACCAGCGGCCUCUCGAACUCAAUGAUAUCUGGCUCGUCAACCCUGAUAGAAGCGUUGACGUUAUGGUGGCCAAGCUAGAUGCAUCUUUACGAGAACGUGUCGCCCGCGGCGACAAGCAACCCUUGUUUUGGGCCAUGCAUGACACUUUUAAAGUUGAAUUCUGGAUCGGCGGAUUAUGCCAGCUGACUGGCAGUAUCUUUCAAGUAAUCUCACCCUUCACCAUGCGUUAUCUGAUCAGUUUCGCAACCGAUGCCUAUAUUGCUCAACGCCGGGGCACACCGGGCCCCAAUAUAGGUCAUGGUAUAGGCUUGGUCAUUGGCAUCACUUUGAUGCAAAUUUUCCAGAGUUUGGGCAUGAGUCAUUCAAUGUAUCGUGGAAUGAUGGUUGGCGGACAGUCUAGGGCAGUUUUAAUCAGCCUGAUUUUCGAAAAAGCCAUGAAGAUAUCAGCAAGAGCUAGAGCUGGAGGUCAAGCACUCGAGACCGCAACGCCAAAAGAAGAUGACGAUAACAAUGCAACGAACUCCAAAGCCAGCAAGAAGUUUUUUGGCGGCAAAAAGCGUUCAAAGCAAUCGAAAGUCGACCCAAAACUGGCUAAAGGUGUUGCUGGUGAUGGCGCUGGCUGGGCUAAUGGUCGAGUCGUCAAUCUCAUGUCAACAGACACACAACGUAUCGAUCAAGCCUGUGCAAUGUGUCACAUGAUAUGGACUUCUCCUGUGGCUAUCAUUAUCACGCUCGUUCUCCUUCUAAUCAACCUAACUUAUAGUGCAUUGGCCGGAUUUGGAUUUCUAGUCCUCGCGGUACCUAUCAUCGGGCGUGGCGUCAAGAGCCUGUUUACGCGGAGAAAGGCUAUCAACAAGAUCACGGAUCAAAGAGUCAGCCUGACCCAGGAAAUUCUCUCAGCCGUACGUUUCGUGAAGCUUUUCGGAUGGGAGAGCAGUUUUCUCGGUAGGAUUAGGCAGAUUCGCAACAAGGAAAUAAAUGCUAUUCAGAAAUUGUUGGCCAUGCGAAACGCCAUCAAUGCUGUCUCUAUGUCUCUGCCAAUCUUCGCUUCGAUGCUUGCCUUUAUCACAUACCGUCUUUCCAGUCACGAUCUCAACGCAGCUCACGUCUUCUCAUCACUUGCUUUAUUCAACGCCCUUCGUAUGCCUCUAAAUUUUCUGCCUUUGAUCAUCGGCCAAUGUGUGGAUGCGUUGGCAUCAAUUGGACGCAUUCAGGAGUUUCUGCUCGCUGAAGAAGCCAAGGAAGAGGUCGAAAGCAUCGAGCAAGCUAAAGAGGCUGUGGUUCUAAAGGGAGCCGGGUUCACGUGGGAAAGAACCUCUACACAAGACUCGCAAAGCGGAAAGCCUGCAGGUCCACCCGCGAACAAAAAGCAGGCGAAGAAGGAGCGUAACCUUAACAAAAACGAGGAAAAGCAAGCACAAGAAACCCCGAAACCUGAUAAUAGCGCAACGAAUUUGAGUGAAGCGGAACCUUUCAAGCUUGAGGGACUCAACCUAGAGGUUGGAAGAAAUGAGCUCAUUGCAAUCAUUGGUGGCGUUGGUUCUGGGAAGACUUCACUGUUAGCUGCACUGGCUGGCGAAAUGCGAAAAACAAAUGGACAAAUCAUGAUAGGCGCAUCGCGUGCCUACUGUCCCCAAUAUGCUUGGAUACAGAACGCUACUCUAAAGGAUAAUAUUCUCUUUGGGAAGGAUUUCGAUGAAGCAUGGUAUGAGAAAGUUCUUGACGCGUGUUCACUUCGCCAGGACCUCGAAAUACUGCCAAAUGGUGAUCUAACGGAGAUUGGCGAACGCGGUAUCACGCUGAGUGGUGGUCAAAAGCAACGACUUAACAUUGCAAGAGCAAUAUAUUUCAAUGCGGACAUUGUGAUUAUGGACGAUCCGCUAAGCGCAGUUGAUGCGCACGUUGGGCGUAAUAUCUUUGACAACGCCAUCUGCGGUUUGCUUGAGGGGAAAUGUCGAAUACUCGCCACUCACCAGCUCCACGUGCUGAACCGCUGUGACCGUAUUGUCUGGAUGGAUCAGGGGCGCAUCGAGUCUAUUGGCACCUUCCACGAAUUGAUGGCAAACAAUCCACGCUUCGCCGAAGUAAUGAAGACAACAGCAGUAGAGGAGAAAAAGGAAGAGGCGGGGGAAACGAGUGAUGAAGAAGUAGAAGAGGAAAAGAAGGAUGUCAAGAAGUCAACUGGGCCAAAACCUGCAGGUGCUCUUAUGCAGCAGGAAGAGAAGUCGACGAAAAGUGUCUCCUGGGGUGUCUACGUGGCCUACCUCCGCGCAUCGGGAACCAUUCUCAAUGGCCCAAUUGUCUUUGCUCUCCUAGUUUCUACUCAAGUUGCGAAUAUUGCCACAAGCUUGUGGCUCUCAUGGUGGACCUCGAAUAAGUUUGGUUACUCCACCGGUACAUAUAUUGGGAUUUACGCGGCACUUGGUGUUGCGCAGGCUUUCAUGAUGUUCUUAUAUGCUUUUGGCCUUUCAACUCUGGGUACGCAUGCCAGUAAAGUCAUGCUUCAUCGGGCCAUGUUCCGUGUUCUGCGAGCACCAAUGUCAUUUUUCGAUACUACGCCUAUGGGGCGCAUCACCAACCGAUUUGCCAAAGAUGUGGAUACUAUGGAUAACAAUCUAACUGAUGCGCUACGCAUGUACGGAUUAACUCUUGGCAUGAUUAUUGCCGUCUUCGUUUUAAUCAUUGUAUAUUUCCAUUACUUCGCAAUCGCCCUUGGGCCUUUAUUUAUAUUAUUCCUAUUUGCAGCCGGUUACUAUCGAGCAUCGGCUAGAGAGGUGAAGCGAUUCGAAGCUGUCUUGCGUUCGGUUGUCUUCUCGCGAUUUUCAGAAGGGCUCACCGGCACAGCCUGUAUUCGUGCAUACGGGCUCACGGACCGGUUUAUCCGCAGUCUCCGUGACUCCAUUGACAAUAUGAAUAGUGCAUAUUUUCUUACAUUCUCAAAUCAGCGUUGGCUAAGCUUACGCUUGGACACUAUUGGAAAUCUGCUAGUCUUCACUACAGGCAUCCUUGUGGUCACUUCCCGAUUUAAUGUUUCGCCGAGUAUUUCAGGAUUGGUGCUUUCAUAUAUCCUCUCGAUUGUACAAAUUAUGCAGUUCACCGUCCGGCAAUUGGCAGAAGUCGAGAAUGCAAUGAAUUCGACUGAGCGGCUCUACCAUUAUGGUGUCGCCCUGGAGCAGGAGGCGCCCUUGCAGCUAGGAGAGAUUCGCCAAUCUUGGCCGGAACAAGGAGAGAUUUUAUUUGAUAAUGUCCAGAUGCGCUACCGAGAUGGGCUUCCAUUGGUGCUGCAUGGGUUCUCCUUACACGUGCAGGGUGGAGAACGAAUUGGAAUUGUGGGACGCACUGGGGCCGGAAAAUCGAGCAUUAUGUCGACGCUCUUCCGACUCGUUGAAUUAUCUGGAGGCUCAAUUACAAUUGACGGCCUCGACAUUGCAAAGGUUGGCCUUCAGGAUCUCCGCUCGAGGCUUGCGAUCAUUCCUCAAGACCCAACCCUCUUUCGGGGCACGAUUCGCUCCAACCUGGAUCCUUUCAGCGAACACACCGAUCUCGAACUCUGGUCGGCUCUCCGUCAGUCCGGCCUCAUAUCGGCGGACAAUUCGCCAGAUGACAAGACUACCAAGGCUUUGGACCUGGAAACAUUGGUCGAAGAUGAGGGUCUCAACUUCUCCCUGGGCCAGCGCCAGCUGAUGGCGCUUGCACGGGCCCUUGUACGCAACGCGCAGAUCAUCAUUUGCGACGAAGCCACGAGCAGCGUCGAUGUUGCUAUGGACGAGAAGAUCCAGCAAACAAUGGCUACGGCGUUUAGCGGUCGAACGCUGCUCUGCAUCGCUCACCGUCUGCGAACCAUUAUCAAUUAUGAUCGCAUUUGUGUUAUGGACCAGGGAAGGAUCGCAGAAUUGGCUACACCGCUGGAACUUUUCGAUCAGAGUGGAAUAUUCCGAAGCAUGUGUGACCGAAGCGGUAUUCCUCGCGAAGAGAUUGCGAAACGCUUGGCGAAGGAGUAGGUAAUGAAGGUCUUUUAUCGUUUCAAGCAGUUUUGUCCGAAGGGAGCAUCCAUCCAGUGCUCGGCAGCAUAAUUUUUUUUUUUUUUCCCCCAAUAGCCUGGCGUCUUUAUCGGACAACUGCUACAUUGCAUUGCAUUAUCACUGUACAUGAUUGAUAUUCUUUGUCACAUGGCAUUUAACCUUUGUCUUUUUGCCUCUUUUUCCCCUCCACUCUGCAGCAUUGCAUUUGCGCAUUCUCAUCUUCGGGGCAUUUGUUUCUUAUAUAUAUUAUUCUUCUUCUCUUCCCUCGGCAACAACACAUGAGCAUGGGAUUACGCAACUCUUAUACAUAGAAAUUUACCAAGGAUCAUAGUUUCUCGACACAAUGUGGCU